Molecule: messenger RNA, 2184 nt
Organism: Aedes albopictus (Asian tiger mosquito)
Lineage: Eukaryota; Metazoa; Arthropoda; Insecta; Diptera; Culicidae
Product: small ribosomal subunit protein mS39
Exons: 3
Coding region: 105-2129 (674 amino acids)
Biological process (GO): mitochondrial translation
Cellular component (GO): mitochondrion
Molecular function (GO): protein binding; rRNA binding; ribosomal small subunit binding
Source: RefSeq, a predicted model, not a curated record
GGGAGUGACAUAACCGCAUCUGCAGAAAACAUGCACGGUUUUGUAAUCCUGUAGAAAAUACGUAUUUUUCACUUAAAAAUCUUAUUUUUAUCUAUAAAACAACAAUGAACCACUUGUGCAAAUCAUUCUCCAAGUUUCCUCUGGCACCAGCUUCCCGGAUCGCCGCGGUAAGUCGUCUUUUCUCAACGAAUCAGUGCUUACUGCAAGGAAGCAGUUCGGCUGCGGCUAGUGAGACGAGCGAAAAAAUCGUCGUGCCCCGGCGGAUAGAGCGCGGUCCCACGGAUGUGCUGAAUGCUCUGUCGAGCACGGUUGGAUUCGAUCCAACCGCUGCCCAUUUCAAGUACCACGACGAUCCCUACCUGAUACCGACGUCCAAUGUCGGGAAGAAAACGUUCGCGAUGGCUCAGGAAUCCGGUCGGAAGGCGGCACUCUGGAUCCGGCAGCAAAACGCCAAGCUGUUCCAGCACAAGGAAGCUGACCCGCCGGUGGCGGCCUUCAUUCCCACGAUGGUUUACACCGAGGAGAGUCAGGUGGAAGUGACCGACCUCGAAAAACUGAUCGAAAACGUGGACGUAAAAGAUGCCGUUUUAGUUUACAACCUGCUGAAGAAGAACAACAUCGAAAUCCGGCCGGAGCUGAAACAAUCGUUAAUGGAGCUUUUGUGUUUCUUCAACCAUGAGGAAUCGCUGCCGGAGGAAUUCAUCGAAGAGCGCUGGUUCCGACAGGGAGUAACAGAGAAGGGUCGUCAGAGGAAAACCUGGAAAGAUUUUGAACUGGCGGAAACGAUUUUCCACGAAAUUGAGGACAAAAAGCCCGAGCACUACUGUACGCUGAUUCGGGGAAUGGCAAAAUACUUCCAGGUUGAAAAAGCAUGGGCCUUAUACCAGGAGACCGUUGAGAAAGGAAUCCUGCUGGACACGAACACCUUCAACAGUUUGAUUCAGAUCGCCUCGUUCCUGAAAGAAAGUUACGAAAUGCGAUGGGAUUUGGUUUGUGAAGUUUUAACGAUGAUGAAAAAUCAAGGCUUGAAGCCGAACAUUGGAACGAUGAACGCUGUUCUGCAGACUAUUACUACUAUUGGGGGUUACAACCAUCCGAGAAACUAUGCUCUGAAGACACUGUCGGAGUUUAAGAAGCUAGGAAUUGAACCAUCCUUGGCAAGCUGGUACUACAUGCUGGCAAUCUUCUGCCGCGAACGUGGUCCGACGAGCCACAUUUUGCACGACAUUAUGAACGAAAUCGAGAAUAAGGAAUUCACGAUUCAGGAUCCCAAGGAUACAUUUUUCUUCGUUACAGCCAUGGAUGUUUGCCGCCACCAUUUGCACGAUAAAGAUCUGGCGAAACGAGUGAACAAAUUGCUUCAUUUCAAGGAUAAUUACAAUUUGAUCGGUGAUUCGUACAAAGAAUCUAUCUACUACAGGAACUUCUUCGCCAUUCUUUGCAACACCGAACCGCUGGAAACGUUCAUGGAGACUUACAACUUGCUGGUCCCUAACGUCUACAUUCCGGAACCAUCGGUAAUGGAGGACAUCCUUAAGUCGAUAGAUGUGAACGGUGCGUCGGAUCUCCUUCCGCAGAUUUGGUCGCACAUGAUUCAGUUCGAUCACACCGGUCGCGAGCACCUGCUGAAUCUGAUUCUCCAGAUCAUGAUCACCAAUCCGCCGGAAAAUCCCGAGCUUGGAGAAAAAUUCACCAACAUUGCUUGGAACAUGUACACUCGAUUGGAGGAACAGCUGGCAGCUGAAAGUGGCCGCAACCAGCGGACCAGUGGGCUAUCCGGUGCCCUUCUUGGGGACAUUCUCACCAUUUGCUGCCGCGGAAAGGACUUUGAGAAGGCACAAGCCCUGUUCGAGAAAAUAAACAACGAGCAGAAUUCGAUCGUCGGAGAUCCCAAAGUGAUGGCCAUGAAGGCAUUUAUUGAACUGUGCAUUGAGGAGAAGAAGCCCACCCUGGCGGUUAGUUGCUUGCAGUACUGUGCGGAAAAUGGUUUCUCAGAGAGUGCCGAGCUGGGGCGACUCAUCCACGGUUCGAUGACGCUGAGUGAGGUGCACUUGGAGAAGAUCAGACGGUACGUUGGGGCAGAUGUCUUGAAGCCCGUCAAUAAGGGUGCUGUGGAGGAAGGUAAGUGAAUGUAUGUUAGUUGGGUAGACUAGGGAAUAGAUGAAUGAUGCUUUGAGUCGAUUA